Messenger RNA from Scheffersomyces stipitis CBS 6054, 1710 nucleotides. RefSeq lists its product as uncharacterized. Lineage: Eukaryota; Fungi; Ascomycota; Pichiomycetes; Serinales; Debaryomycetaceae. The transcript has a single exon. The record is from RefSeq and is a predicted model, not a curated record. Gene Ontology annotation, molecular function: transmembrane transporter activity. The coding region runs from base 1 to 1710 and encodes 569 amino acids. Gene Ontology annotation, biological process: transmembrane transport.
AUGGAGGAUAUCAAGGUACAAACGUCAAGGGUUAUAGAUGUAAAUGAUUCACAAGUAAUAGAGAAGCAAGCCUUGGAUGACAGGCUAGGAGAUGCCCAUCUCAAUAUUCUUCCUACAAAAAAAAUCAUAGUCUGUCUUGCAGCCUUAUCGCUAGGUCUAUUUGCAUCGUUCGCGGACCAGACAAGUAUAACCAUAGCAUUACCAGCCAUAGCCAAGGAUUUAAGAGCUGAAACCACUAUCAACUGGGCGGGAACAGCCGCCUUAUUGGCCAACUGUGUUUGCCAAGUUCUCUUUGGAAGACUAGCAGACAUCUUUGGCAGAAAGAAUAUUUUGCUCUUUUCUCUUGGUACACAAGCAGUAGCAGACAUUGGAUGUGCAGUUUCUCGGACUGGGGUGGAAUUCUAUAUCUUUAGAGCGAUUGCUGGUAUUGGAUGUGGAGGUACUCAAUCGUUGACCAUGGUGAUGUUGAGCGAUAUUUGUACCUUGAAGCAAAGGGGAAAGUAUCAGGGUAUAUUAGGUGCUCAGGUCGGUUUAGCGAAUGCUUUGGGUCCCUUCAUUAUGGCAGCUUUCGUAGAACACACAACUUGGAGAGACUUCUACUACAUGAUGAUUCCCUUGGUUAUAAGCGUGAUGGUUACCAUCUACUUUUUGAUUGAUGGUAAGAAAAAUGCUAGUCAACUCAACAACGUUUUGUCCAGAAAAGAGAAAUUCAAGAAGAUUGACUACUUGGGGAUGUUUUUCAGUACUGCAAGUCUUACAUUGUUGCUCAUUCCCAUCAGUGGCGGUGGUUCAUCUUACCCUUGGAACAGUCCUCUCAUUAUUGGUAUGUUCGUAUCAGGUGGGUUGAGUUUCUUUGUUUUUAUCUACAUCGAAUGGAAGCUUGCUGAACUUCCAAUGAUUCCUUUGAGAAUUUUCGCCAGUCCCUCCCUAUCUCUUAUCUUGGGUUCCAAUUUCCUAUACGGAAUGGCUUACUACGGAUUUACGUAUUACUUGCCAUACUACUUGCAAAUCGUUCGAGGACUCGAUUCGAUCCAUGCCUCGAUUAUUUUGUUACCAUUAGUGCUUACGCAAUCUAUAGCUUCCAUCAUUGGAGGAACCUUGAUAAGUUAUUUUGGCCACUACAAGAAUAUUAUUCUUAUGGGAUAUGGGCUCUGGACAGUUAGCUGUGGGCUCUUGUAUAUCUUCAACACGCAGACCAACUGGGGAGUCAUAGUUGUCAUUUUGUUAGUUAUGGGAGUAGGCGUUGGGUGGACUUUCCAGCCUACAAUGGUUGCUGCUCAGAGUCAAGCCAAAAAAUCAGACAGAGCGAUUGUUAUCAGUGCCAGAAACGUUUUGAGAUCCUUUGGUGGUUCAGUAGGCAUUUCUAUUGCUUCCAUGAUUGUCAGCAAUAGUUUGUUAAGGGAAAUCAGAAGAGAAUCCAAGAAUGAAGGUAGCAUAUUGGACGGUUAUUUGGACUACUUGAAGGAUCACAUCUACAGCAGAGUUGAUACAUCCAAGCUUAACCACGCCCAACAAGUGGUAGUUAGAGAGAUGUACAUGAAAGCCAUCAAGAACUAUUUCUACAUCUGCUUGCCUCUCAUUGCAGUUUGUUUUAUCUCUACCAUCUUCGUGGUAGACCGAGGCUUGCAAUGUAUUGACGAGGAGCCAGAACAAAAGAACAAGGACAAGGAAUCGGAUAUAGAUACAAGCAGCAACAGCUCAAGACAGUAA